This is a messenger RNA of Sesamum indicum (sesame), 1144 nucleotides long. Its product is annotated as peroxisomal 2,4-dienoyl-CoA reductase [(3E)-enoyl-CoA-producing]. The record is from RefSeq and is a predicted model, not a curated record. Gene Ontology annotation, biological process: fatty acid catabolic process. NCBI's taxonomy places the organism in Eukaryota, Viridiplantae, Streptophyta, Magnoliopsida, Lamiales, Pedaliaceae. Gene Ontology annotation, cellular component: peroxisome. Gene Ontology annotation, molecular function: 2,4-dienoyl-CoA reductase (NADPH) activity.
ACUCUCCACCGCAUUUUGUCGGAUUAGGGGCAAAUAAGAGAGUCGGCGAAUCACAAUUGGCGGGUUGAGGUCAUAACGACCUUCGUCUUCCAUCCUCUAUCAACUGUCAUCAAUCAUCACCACCAAGAAGAAGAAGUCAACUGUAUAAUUGGAGGUGAUAUGGAGUCUCCUUUCAAGCCCCAUGUACUCCAAGGCAAAGUAGCUCUACUCACUGGUGGCGGGUCGGGUAUCGGGUUCGAGAUUUCAACCCAGUUUGGGAAGCAUGGAGUCUCCAUCGCUAUCAUGGGCCGCCGCAAGCCCGUCUUAGACGCCGCAGUUUCAGCCCUCAUGUCCCUUGGCAUCCCCGCAGUUGGUUUUGAAGGGGAUGUCCGGAAAGGGGAAGAUGCGCGGAGAGUUGUGGAGGCAACGGUGAAGCAUUUUGGGAAGCUGGACAUUCUUGUGAACGCUGCUGCUGGCAAUUUUCUGGUGGCGGCAGAGGAUCUCUCUCCCAAUGGAUUUAAAACAGUGAUGGAUAUUGAUUCUGUUGGCACAUUUACAAUGUGUCGGGAAGCACUUCAGUAUCUUAAGAAAGGCGGGCCAGGAAGAAGCUUGUCCAGUGGAGGAUUUAUACUGAAUAUCAGUGCAACUUUGCAUUACACAGCGUCUUGGUAUCAGAUCCAUGUAUCUGCAGCCAAGGCAGCUGUUGAUGCCCUCACAAGAAACUUAGCCCUGGAAUGGGGUACAGAUUAUGAUAUAAGAGUUAAUGGGAUUGCACCAGGUCCCAUAGGAGAUACUGCAGGCCUGAGUAAACUUCUGCCCAAGGAGAUUAAUAACAAAACCAGUGAUUACUUGCCUCUCUAUAAAGUCGGUGAGAAAUGGGACAUUGCCAUGGCUGCUGUCUACCUUGCUUCAGAUGCUGGUAAAUACAUCAACGGAACCACCUUGAUUGUUGAUGGAGGAUUGUGGUUGAGCAGUCCGAGGAUUCUGCCCAAGGAUGCAGUGAAACAGUUUUCUAGAGCAGUGGAGAAAAGAUCUCGCGCCGCACCAGCUGGAGUUCCUACCAGCAAACUCUAACCUGAGCUUAUGCCAUACAUAGUGUCAUUGUUUGUGGACUUAGCCAGUGUCUACCCAUUCGGGGCAAAAACAUAACCUGUUAUGUUAAAAC